This is a messenger RNA of Quercus lobata, 1747 nucleotides long. Its product is annotated as putative disease resistance protein RGA3. Lineage: Eukaryota; Viridiplantae; Streptophyta; Magnoliopsida; Fagales; Fagaceae. The transcript is spliced from 2 exons. The record is from RefSeq and is a predicted model, not a curated record. The coding region runs from base 484 to 1707 and encodes 407 amino acids.
UCCUCACUUCUAUAUAAAUAUUUUUGCUGUUAGUCUUUACUAUCCUGUUUCCUCUAUAGUUUCCAAAUACUUCUUGCUUAUUUCUGAUUUUUACCUGAAUACGUACCAGAGAAAACAUGGCUGAGGCUAUUGUUACUGAAGUUGCUAAGGAAAUACUAAGCAAGCUGAUUCCACUUGUUACCGAGCAGAUCGGGCUUGCUUGGGGUUUCAAGGAGGAGCUGACACGGCUUCGUCAGUCAGUGGAGAUGAUCCAAGAUCUGCUGGCUGAUGCAGAGAGAAAGCAAGUGACUGACCUGUCAUUGAGGCGCUGGCUGCAGAGACUUCAAGAUGUUGCUUAUGAUGCUGAUGAUGUGAUGGAUGAGCUUGCGUAUGAGAUUCUCCGGCGAAAGGUAGAGAUCCGAAAUCAAAUGAAAAGAAAGGAAAUGUGAGGUUCUUCCCACUCUCGGGCUUCUACCUUGUCUUAGGGAUCUUGAAAUAAGUGGGAUGGAUAAUGUAAGAUCUAUAGGAACCGAGUUUUACGGCGACUAUAAUGAUGGUGGUUACGACAAAAUAUUGUUCCCGUGUUUGAAAAGUCUUGAAUUGGUGCGGAUGCAAAAUCUAGUUGAACGGAUGGAUGCGAUGGAGCCAACAACAACGGGAAUGGUGUUUCCUUGCCUUAAGAAUUUGUCCAUUAGUACCUGUGAGCAACUGGAAAGUGCUCCAUGUCAUUUUCCUUCUCUUGAGGAAUUUGAUAUUUCCCAAACCAAGAGCACGACAUUUGAAAAAAUUAGCAGCAAGCUUACCACACUAACGUCUCUCCAUAUUUCGGGAAUUUCAGAACUUGCUUCUUUGCCAGAGCAGUUAUUGAAAAAUAAUUCGAGUCUUAUGUAUUUGAAUAUAUGGUUUUGUGAUGAUUUGGUAUCCCUAUCACCACAUGGGGAUGUAUGGGGCUUCUACACUUCUCUUCGGUCACUGCAAAUAUCAAACUGUAAGAAAUUGAGUUAUUUGCCGGAUGGACUGCACACCCUUCGUUCCCUUGAGAAUUUCGAGGUAAGAAAUUGUCCUAAUCUGAGGUCCUUUCCAAGUAUAAAAGGUGUGGCGUUACUUCUUCGAACUCUAGCGAUAUCAUGUAGUGAUGAAGUUCUACCAAUUGGUCUUCAAUCAUGUAUAUCUCUAUCGUCAUUGGAGAUAGAUGAGUGUCCUAAUCUGAUAUCAAUUCCAAAUCUACAGGAUUUGCAUUCACUUUCCUUUUUAACAAUUACAUCUUGUAAAAGAUUGAUGGGUUUGCCAGAUGGGUUAGACUACCUCACCCGCUUGAAGUCUUUGACUAUUGGUGGGUUUUGUGAGGAGUUGGAUUCUUUCCCUAGUCUCAGUUCCAUCCAACCCGCAUCCCUUGAAACACUAGAAUUGUAUGGAUGGGCUAAACUCAACUCUCUCCCAGCAGAUAUUCAACGAUUUACUGCCCUAACACAACUCUGGAUACGUAAUUUUGACCAGAUGGAAGCUUUGCCUGAGUGGUUGGGCAAAUUUUCUUCUGUUCGAUACUUGUAUCUUAGGGAAUGCAAGAACCUGAUGUAUCUGCCAACAGCGGAAGCGAUGCAACACCUCAUCUAUUUACAUAUUUUUUUUUUGCCCCAAAUUAAUGGAAAGAUGUGGAAAGGGAAGCGGCGCAGAGUGGCUCAAAAUUGCCCAUAUUCCAAAUAUCUCUCUCCUCUGAAAACGGAUUAAAGGGUAGUUGUGCAUAUUGGUCCAAGACAGAUCAGAGUGG